CACUGGAUUAGCAGGAUCGUCCAGUUUCAAAUUAAUCGGUUGGCAAUAGAAACAUAACCCAUUUUUGUUAACGGUUUUGCGCCAGUUGGCUUAAAUUUAUCCUCAUGUUUAACCGACAGGACUGCRAGGAAAGUCACCUUUAUUUUAACGUUUGUGUGUGUUUUUUAAAGCAGUGAGAGAAAUACUUUCGCCAUUUAAUUGUGCCGGCUAUUAACAACACAYCUAGGAUCAAAAUAGAAGACGAUUAGAGAAGGUUGGAUCCAUUUAGUCAGUUUGAAUUUUGGAAGCGCCCGAGAGGCCGGAUUUAGCUAAACCUGAAGCAGGCCACACAGUUCAGUCUAAACAACCGGUAUGUCUUCAACUUCCGUGCAAGUCGCUGUUAAAGUCCGUCCAUUGGUGCGACAUGAAAUUGAAAAGGGAUGCAAAGAAAUCGUCGACACCAUAUCGAUAAAUGAGCAGAUCGUAAUAAAGAAUUGCGAAAAGUCGUUUACUUUUAACUAUGUUCUGGGGGCUGAAUCCCCAGAGGAAGAGCUCUAUAAUAGAUGUGUGGCUCCCUUAAUGAAGAACAUCUAUCAGGGUUUCAAUGUAACAAUUUUUGCGUAUGGGCAAACUGGCUCUGGAAAAACUUACUCAAUGGGCACAGCCUAUACUGGCAGCGGCACUAUGGGUGUUAUUCCCAGAGCAGUGCGGGAUCUCUUCCAACAUGUUCGUGACAAUUUUAGCACCGAUUUUACCAUCACGGUGUCAUUCAUUGAGCUCUAUCGCGAAAUGCUCUAUGACUUGCUGGCCAAUAAGCCGCGAGAUCAAUGCACCCUGGAAAUUAGGGAAGAUAUCGCCAAGGGAAUUCAUAUUCCCAAUGCGACCGAAGUGCUGGUGCAUUCAGUUGAAGAUGUACUAAGUAUAUUGGCCAAAGGCUCUUUAGGACGAGCCACUGCCUCCACCAAUAUGAACGAGCAGAGCUCCAGAAGCCACUCAAUUUUCACCAUAAGCAUAGACAUGGCUAAUAAGAGCGACGCGUAUUUAAGCAAAUCUUCCAAAUUGCACCUAGUAGAUCUGGCAGGUUCAGAGAGAUCGAAAAAGACUGGGGCCGAAGGCAAAACGUUUAAAGAAGGAGUGGACAUUAACAAAGGCCUGUUUGUACUGGGCAACGUGAUAAGCGCCCUUGGAGACGAGAAAACUCAGAACGGAUACAUACCCUACAGGGAUAGUAAUCUAACAAGGCUUCUUAAAGAUUCUUUGGGCGGCAACAGUGUCACGUUGAUGAUCGCAUGUAUUAGCCCAGCGGAUUACAAUCUGGAAGAAACGAUAUCAACCCUGAGAUAUGCGGACAGAGCCCGCAAAAUCAAGAACAAACCGACCGUUAAUCAAGACCCCAAAACGGCGGAAAUCAACGAGCUGAAAAGGCAGCUGAAGUUACUACAAUUGCAGAUGGCUGGACAAGGUGAUAUAAUUAUGUCUUCAUCGGACAUCGACAGACUACGGGCUGAAAACUGUUCGCUUCAGUUAAAAAUCAAGGAGUUGCGGGAUCAAUUGACGAUUGUUUUGGUCGACAAAACUGGCUUGCAUGAAAAACUACUGAUACUGCAAAAUGCAAAUGAAGUGCUCAACAAUAAGCUUAUCGAGAUCAAGGAAAAUUACAAUGAAACGCUUGGGCAGAUCAGCUCAGGCGUGGAAACCCAGGACUUUGAAUCGGUGAAGGAAAACCUAAAAAAACUGCAGCAUAUUCAAGGCCAAUUUGAGAUGAUUGAAAAUGAUCAAAAGAAGACUGAAGGAGAAAUACGCACGCACGAAGAAACAUUCACUAUUCUUGUCCACACUGCUCGAACAUCCGCAGAAAGUGUACCAAAAGAAAUUCGAGAAAAGCAGGAUGUACAUACCGAUAGACAGCUGGCUCUGCAUUCGGAAUUGCAAGAAGUCUCCAGUCAAUUGGCCCUGAAGGAACAACUAGCUAAACAAUUGGCCAUAAACAGCAACUACAUAAUUGAUCGUCAAGUUAUUAAGGAAACGGAGAAAAAGAUCGACACACUAGAAAAAGAAAAGAAUGAAUUACUGCAACAGCUGCGCGAUAUUAAAGUUCAGGAAAUAUCGAAUAAAAUUGCAGAACAGCGCAGAAAACGGGUCCAGGAGCUAGAAGAACAGCUUAAGGGUUUGAAGAAGAAAAAUCUGGAGCAGUCAAAGAUGCUGCAAAUUAAGGAGCGUAAUGACAUCAAAUUGAAGCAGCUGAACAAUGACAUUGUGAACAUGAAGACGGCAAAAGUAAAGCUAUUAAAGCAGAUGCGGCUGGAGAACGAUCGCUUUAGAACUUGGAAGCAGACCGCGGAACGCGAACUGGCUCGAGUUAAGCAGCAGGACUGGAAAAAACAAACUCAAAUCAGUAAAAUGAAAGUUGCGCAUGAAAGGCAGCAGAACUUUCUCAAACGCAAAUUCGAAGAAGCUGCCGCUUUGAAUAAGAGACUUCAAAACACGCUAAUGAAGCGGAAGGAGGCCCAAAGCACUAAAUUUAACGGAAAAGUUGAGAAAAUUACUUCAUGGUUAAAAGAAGAAAUGGAAAUGUUUGUCAACUUAGCUGAAGCUGAAGUUACUUUAGCCGGAUUGCUGGAAGAUCGGGCCACAUUACAAGAACAACUCGAUGAACUGAGGAAUAGUUCUGAGCCUAAUAAUGCCGCACUCAAAAGCAUUGAAGAGGACUUAGAGCUUCGCUCGUUUCAGAUCCAGGAUUUGCAACAACAACUGCUCAAUGCAGAUGAAGGUAAUUUAGCAGUUAUCUGUAGAAACCACAUUCGACAGCUGGCCGUAAUUUCAGAAAAAAAAUGGAAAACCAGAUUCGAGGCUCUCCAAACCAUGGUGGAAGCCAGACACGCAUUGCGUUCGCUUUUCGAUCAAGCGGCAGAAUACAACCGGAAAGAGGUUGAGGCCAAACGGGAACUGUCGGAACUCGCAUAUUCCUAUAAAGAAUUACGUGAAAAAUUUGAACUUACUGAACGCGAGUACCGACGAAUGGAGGAAAGGCAUGCAGUAGAAAUAGCCAACUUAGAAAAGGCCCAUCACGAGAACAUGGGAACUGUGCUAAAGAUGGGCGUCCCAAGUGAAUCUGAAAAUCUCGACUCAGAGCUAGCCACCAGGUGCAAACUCCUCAGCCAGCAAGUGGAGGGUCAGGAUCGUAUCAUUGCAGAACUAACCGCCAAAAAUGAUCAACUCCAACAGAGCAUCAAAGAAAUUCAGGAGACAGCAAACAGUUCCAAGGUCAAAACACAAAAGAAAAGCGAUAACGCUUCUGAAGGCGAGUCCAAACGAAUAAAUUCGCUUAGGGCUGCACGAGCAGAUUUUACUUUGGACGAUUCACUGGACUUACCGCCAGACGACACCGAAAAGGAUCCUGAUUGGCGAAAAACCCCACUAGCGAAGAGAAUAAUUGCGAUGACCAAGCAACGAAACAAAGGAAAACAAUCUUUUCUAACGGCUUCAGAUGAAACACGAGUGACGGGAGCAAUAAAGAGAUCGUUAGAAGGAGGUUGUACAUGUAAAUCGUGCAACACAAAAAAAUGUAAAUGCAAGAAACUAGGCGCAAGCUGCAGUAUCGACUGCAAAUGUUCAGAGUCUGUCUGCCAAAACCGCAACAAAUCGAACGGCUCACAAUCGUUGGACGGGAAUAGCGAGUCGUCUGAAUCCACUGUUUCAGAAUGUGACGAAAGAAAAAAACCACGAAUAGUCAGAUAUUUAUUUAACCAUCUUGAUGACUGACUGAACUGACAAAAAACUGACCAAGAAUUGCGGAGAACUUGAAGUUGCUGUGGAUGUUAUUAAUUAUUGUCAUUAUUUAUGAGCUCUACAUACGUUCCUGUUUAGGGAAAGCAAACAUUUAUUAACGGUGACUAAAAUUUUUCAUUCUACACAACAUUACUUGCCUAAAGCAUGUUAUGUACUAAUGUAAGUUUUUGAAUGGUAUACAGCUCAAAAACAUGCGAAAUAUCAAUCCAUCUGUUAUUAUCUGUUUAAAAAAUACAUGUUGUCGUAACUA
Molecule: messenger RNA, 4018 nt
Organism: Dendroctonus ponderosae (mountain pine beetle)
Lineage: Eukaryota; Metazoa; Arthropoda; Insecta; Coleoptera; Curculionidae
Gene: Klp3A
Product: chromosome-associated kinesin KIF4
Exons: 17
Coding region: 352-3741 (1129 amino acids)
Biological process (GO): mitotic spindle organization; microtubule-based movement
Molecular function (GO): ATP binding; microtubule motor activity; microtubule binding
Source: RefSeq, a predicted model, not a curated record